Molecule: messenger RNA, 2331 nt
Organism: Perkinsus marinus ATCC 50983
Lineage: Eukaryota; Perkinsozoa; Perkinsida; Perkinsidae
Product: ATP-binding cassette transporter, putative
Exons: 7
Coding region: 1-2331 (776 amino acids)
Cellular component (GO): membrane
Molecular function (GO): ATP binding; ABC-type transporter activity; ATP hydrolysis activity
Source: RefSeq, a predicted model, not a curated record
AUGACUUCUCAAACCCCCACUGCCUCUCCGAAAGAUCCUAUUGCUGAUCUACGGAACUUCCGAUCGCUUUCCGUUAGUGGAUCUAAAAUAAAUGGUGCGAGUCUGGAGUGGACUAAUGUCGACUUCAGUAUAAAGGACAAGAAGAUUCUCAUUGACUGCACUGGAAUGGUGCGUCCAGGAGAGCUCACAGCUGUUCUUGGUCCCUCCGGCUCUGGCAAGUCCACAUUGAUGAACGUUUUGGGUGGACGACAGAGCCUACGUGGGGACGGCAGAACUUUUGACGGUGAAAUCUCCUUCAACGGCAAGGUUCAAGAUCCUUUCAAUUUCCGAAGUCACAUAGCGUAUGUCAUGCAAGAUGAUCAUCUUACUGCCACUGCUACCCCGAGGGAGAUCCUGGAGAUGUCAGCCCGUCUGAGGAUGCAUGAUCAGAGCAAAGCUGAAGUCGAAGCUUUGGUCACGGAUCUCCUCGAUUCGUUGAAGUUGACUUCGUGUGAAAGUACCGUGGUGGGUAACGAAGUGAUCAGAGGCAUUUCCGGUGGCGAGCGAAAGCGCACGUCGGUCGGGAUGGAGCUCAUCUCCAAGCCGCAGAUGAUAUUCCUUGACGAACCUCUCUCUGGCCUCGAUUCUUAUGCUGCUGUAACUACUAUGAAAGUUCUCAAGGACCUGGCUCGGUCAGGUGUAGCCGUGGUGGUAACAGUCCAUCAACCAUCGAGUGAGAUAUACUCUAUGUUUGAUAACACUCUGGUUAUUUGCAGUGGUAGAAUGGUGUACUUGGGCUCGACUGCCGAUCUCAAAGCCUUCAUCCAGGAUAGUACAUCGAAANNNNUGAUUAUUUUCUAUGCUUUUAAAAGAGCUGUUAUGACUUCUCAAACCCCCACUGCCUCUCCGGAAGAUCCUAUUGCUGAUCUACGGAACUUCCGAUCGCUUUCCGUUAGUGGAUCUAAAAUAAAUGGUGCGAGUCUAGAGUGGACUAAUGUCGACUUCAGUAUAAAGGACAAGAAGAUUCUCAUUGACUGCACUGGAAUGGUGCGGCCAGGAGAGCUCACAGCUGUUCUUGGUCCCUCCGGCUCUGGCAAGUCCACAUUGAUGAACGUUUUGGGUGGACGACAGAGCCUACGUGGGAACGGCAGAACUUUUGACGGUGAAAUCUCCUUCAACGGCAAGGUUCAAGAUCCUUUCAAUUUCCGAAGUCACAUAGCAUAUGUCAUGCAAGAUGACCACCUUACUGCCACUGCUACUCCGAGGGAGAUCCUGGAGAUGUCAGCCCGUCUGAGGAUGCAUGAUCAGAGCAAGGCUGAAGUCGAAGCUUUGGUCACGGAUCUCCUCGAUUCGUUGAAGUUGACCUCGUGUGAAAAUACCGUGGUGGGUAACGACGUGAUCAGAGGCAUCUCCGGCGGUGAGCGAAAGCGCACGUCGGUUGGUAUGGAGCUCAUCUCCAAGCCGCAGAUGAUAUUCCUUGACGAACCUCUCUCUGGCCUCGAUUCUUAUGCUGCUGUAACUACUAUGAAAGUUCUCAAGGACCUGGCUCGGUCAGGUGUAGCCGUGAUGGUAACAGUCCAUCAACCGUCGAGUGAGAUAUACUCUAUGUUUGAUAACACUCUGGUUAUUUGUAGCGGUAGAAUGGUGUACUUGGGCCCGACUGCUGAUCUCAAAGCCUUCAUCCAGGAUAGUACAUCGAAACAGUGUCCAUCUGAUUACAACCCGGCUGACUUCGUCCUCUCUGAGCUCCAAACCGCGUCUGAGGAAGAGAUAGAGAAACUGGCUGCAACCUAUAAAAAGAAGGCCCAAGUCAGAAUCAUACCUGGCAUAAAAGCGUCUAGGGCGAAAGGCGACGAUGCUCCACCGUUGAGGGCAAAGUCUAGGCCAUCUAGUAUGACGGUGCAGUUGACGGAGCUUUUCCUUCGUGAUGCCAGGGACACGUUCCGUAACAAGCCAGUACUCAUUGCUCGAUAUAGCGUUCUUAUCAUCCUCAAUCUCCUCUUUGGUUGUGUAUUCUUCGAUGCUGGCUCUACCCAAAGUGAGGACUAUUGGCUGACUAACGUUGACAAGUUCAUCCCUUACUAUGGUGGUAUGGUUACUGUCUGUAUAUCUGCUAUGAUGGGGUCGGCUCAAGCGACCAUCUUGCACUUCCCUGAGCAACGUGGUAUCUUUCUCAGGGAGUAUGCCAGCAAUAUGUACUCCACCAUUCCUUAUACGAUCGCCAAGAUGAUGGUUGAGUUCCCAUUAUCUCUUCUCGACUCCAUUGUACAAGUCCUCAUUGCGUACUAUAUGAUGAACUUCCAAGGCAGCAUAUUCUACUGGUUCCUCAUAUCAUGGGUUAUGAAUGAAUAG